AUGGUGCUUGCAGAUGAGUGCACUGGCAUCUUUGACUGGGAUGCGUUGGAAGCCUAUGGCAUCAGCAUGGUGCUUGGAGAUGAGUGCACUGGCAUCUUUGGCUGGGAUUCCCUGGAUGCUUAUGGCAGCAUGAGCAUGGGCCUUGGAGAUGAUGGUGAUGGGCCUAUCUCCAUUGGAAUCUGUGGCUGGGAUGCUCUGGAGGCCUAUGGGUGCAUGGAUUUUGGGUAUGAUGAGGCCUAUGGCAGCAUGAGCAUGGUGCUGGAUGAUGGUGGCACUGAUGAGAAUGGUGGUGGUGCUCCCUUUGAAGAUGGGCAUCAUGAGCACUAUGGGCCUACCAGCAAUGGAGCAGGAGAACAGCAUGUAGAAGAGGGAGGUGAAGAAGAGAAAGACUUUGAGGAAGAUGAGGUGAUAGAAAGUGAGGCUGAAGCAGUAGCAGAGACAAAGGCUGAUGAGGGAAGCAAUGAGGUUAAGACAGAGGCAGCAGGAGGAGAUGAUGAGAAGAAUCAGAAUAAAGCAAAACAAGAAGAAAAAGAAGAUAAGAAGAAUGAAUCCAGCAGCUUGAACAAGGCAAACAGCACUGAAUUGGAGUUGGAAGAGGAACCACAGCUGCCUCCCAAGAAAAGAGAGAAGAAGAUUGAGGAUGUGAUCAGAUCAUUGCUGCAUCAGGGCAUAGUCAACAAGGAUGGGCAAGUGGUUAAGUGGACUGAAGCUGAUAUGGCUGCCAUCAAGGAAGCAACAGAAAAGAAGUUGACAGAUCAGAUGGUGCCCAGCAUGAGGAACAGGGGAGGGAGGCCAGAAGUAAUGCAGGAAUUGAAGAGAGGAGUGGGUGGAGGUUUGAAGAGCAACAGAAGGCUAAAACAUCAGAAGAAGAAAAGACAUGAUUUGCCAGUCAGCCAUAAGCAUGCAUUAUGCCAAGAGAUUUUUGGCAUGAGAGAAGAACACAAAAAUGAGGAGGAGCUUUUGAUGCAUGCAGCGAAGAAGUUUAAGAUGAAGAGGGUGAAGCUGAGAUACAUCUGGAACAGGAGAUCAGAGUGGAAGAAGCAGAUGGAGCAGCAUGGCCUCAGCACAUCAGAGCAGCAUGUGGAAGGAAGAUCAGCAAGAAGAGGGAGCCAUGGGCCUGGUGCUACCAAGGUGGUGAGAAUGAGAGCCAAGGGUGGGGGCAGAAAGCUACAAUUCCCCAGCAUCUAUGAGCAGAUCAGGACAUGGGUGGAGCUCGAGAGAUCCCACUGCCAUACAGUAUUGCCAAGACAUGUUGGAUGGAAAUUUCAUGAGCUGCUUUUACAAUAUCAUCAGGAGCUCCAGGCCAAGAAUGAGCAGGGAAGCAUCAGCAAUAAGGAGAAGAAAGAUCUGGGGAGCAGCACCAAAAUGUUGAAAGGACUGGAAGAGCCAAAGAAUCUUGAUAGAAGAGCAAGGCAUGUCAUUGAGAGCAUUGGAGCAAAGGUCAGGAGCCCCAAUCUCACAACUCAGCUAUCAGAUGUGGAGCAGCAGAUCAGAGCAGAGCUGAGUUGGAAUCAGCAUGAUUACCAGAUCUGGAGGAUUGCACAAGCAAAGGAUGAGGACUAUAAGGAGCUCUUCAGCAGGCCAGAUCAGGCAAAACAGCAGAUGAGGAAGUGUGUGUUGCAUUUCUCUGAUCAGAUCCCAUUGUGGGUCAAGAAGCCUAGCAACAAAGAAGUUUUUGCAGCACAUGAGGCCAAGAAAUCUGCAAAGGAUGUUACAAGCCAUAGAGAGAAGAUCAGGGAGGAACUGGAUAAGAAAGCGCAUGAGAAGGGCAUUGUAGAAACAGAAAAUCAGCAGAAGGGAGAUGAGGAAAAGGAUCAGCAGAUUGUUCCUCAUGAUGAAGGUGAGGAAUGGCACAUUCCUGAAGCAGCAGAUCGCAAAUCAUCAGGCAAGAAACAUUUGACUACAAUGAGAGAACAAAAUGUUGACAAGUAUCGCAUUACAUUCGAAGCCCAUCAGAGUGUCCUCAACUUCUUUGACCCUGAUGAGAACCCAUUAGGUGUGGUUAGCCCUGGCAUCCUGAUUGUGCCAGGGCCACAUGCCUCUCUGGCAAACAUCAGUGAAACAGGAGAGUGGCUGCAGGAUGAGACCUACACCUACAUGGGACAGAAGAGAACUCAUAAGAAAGGCAACAAUGUGGGCAGGACAUUAGAACCUUGGAGGAAGCUGAGAAAGGAUGAGCCACAGCUGCUGAGGCAUUUCCAUGUCUAUUCUCAGCCAUCAUCGAACACUGAUGGGAUCAUCAUGUCCUGGGUCAUCAGAGACAUGAGCCACAAGGCAGGCAUGAGACUGCACCAAAGAGAUUGCUUUGGAGCAGCAUUUGUGGAUCAGGUGAGGCAGAUGCAGUUUUUGGCACAUGAGGUGCCAUCUUCCAUUGUUGCAAAGAUGACAUCAGCUCUCCAACUCACAGAUACUGACUUUAGUCGUCAGUUUAAAGCUUGUGUGAGGCAGUCAGUUGAUGAGACCAUGAGAACGGGAAUGCAGAAGCAGAGAAGGGAUGAGGAUAAGCCAAUAGGCAGCACCAGAAUCAGCAGCCAUUGGCUGAAGAAUCGUAUGAGCUGGAUCAAAGAAGCAGGAAGAUCAGUGGAUCCACCAAUAUGGGAAAGGAUUGAGGGAGCAAAGGAAUUAGCAGAUCUCUUGGAGUGGAGCUAUCAGCAGCAAGGAUUGGAGAAGAAUGAGGCAGUACUGGAUCUAGAAGGAGGCCAGGAAGAAGAGGGAGAAGAUCAGGAGAGCAUGAGCUUGGCUGCGAAGCAUGAGAAGGCAACCAAGAAGAAAGACAAGAAGAAUGCCAUCAAGAAUGUGGCAGUGAAGCUUCUAAAGAAAGGCAAAUCAGCACAGAAAGUUGAUGAGCCACCAGCAGGAGCUCCUCCAUUGCCACCUCCUGCAUUGCCACCUCCAGCGGAUGAGCCAGCAGCAGCCUAUGAGGUGCCAUCAGGCAAGUUGAGGAUCAUCAGUGAAUUUGCUGGUCCCAUGCUGUUUGGAAGGCAAGGAUCUGCAAUGGGAGCAGGGGAAACUCAGAUACAGUUGCAUUUGGAAAGUGAUCCGAGGAAUUCCUUUGAGAGGGUGGCAUGGGUAGACAGAGCAUGGGUCAUGAGCAUCGAUGAGAGCAUCAAGCCUUCCUGGGUAUUUCCUCAGCUAUCCCUAGGCAGGCAAGCCAAGCAGCACAUUUUGCUGCAAUCAGGCACUUGCCAUGUGGAUGUUGAUGAGAUGGAUCUCCCUUGGGAUGAGGUGGAAUUGGUUCCCAAAGAUAUGGGUGCAGAUGGUUUGGAUGGCCAACACAUCAUCUAUGGGUGGUUGGUGCUAUGCUACAUGGCAUCAGGCAAGAAGCUGGAUGAGAUACAGGGCAUCAGCAUGCUCAGCCCAGCAUUGGUGUGCUCAUUGGCUGCAGACAACCCUGCUGACAAUGAGUUUGUCAGCCAUGAGCUCCUAUGCAAAUGUCUCAAGAAGAAGAUGGCUGGCAAAGAUGAUACAUUUCUCUGCCCAUUGGCAUCUGGUGGCCAUUGGUCAUUGCUGGUGGUGGAUAAGCAUGCGGGUGAGAUCAGGUACUAUGAUUCCUUGUGUGGCUCAGAUGAUCGCAAAAAGAUUGGCACUGAGGAGGAAAUCAGCAACCUUCCAGAGAAAACUGUGGCAAUGGCAGAAAGAUUGCUGGGCAUCAUGCAAUCAUUGGGCUGCAUCAGUGAAGGCAUGCUUCACUGCCCAGCUUUGCAUAGGCAGAAUCAGAAAUCAAGACAGCCAUAUGGUAGCAACCUAUGUGGCCAAUAUCUUUUGGCAUAUGCUGAACAGGAGGUGAUGAGACAUCUGGGCCAUGGCCCUGCAGCUACUGGAUGGGCUGAACAUGCAGCCCAUGGGUGGCAUCAGCGAUUGCAGAAGCUCACACUGGCAUUGGCUGAUGAGAAGGAGAAGUACUACAAGGAUCUCCAGCAGCAGGAUGAGAAGAUCAAGGGCAAUGGUGCUAAAGCAUUCGAAGCCUUGCAGAAAACAUUGAAAGUGGCUGAGAUGAAGGUAAAGAAGGACCAGAUCCUGAAUGACAUGCAGAAGGAAGCCAUCAGAUUCCUCAAGGAGGGUGGCACCAUCCAGGAGGAUGAGCUGGGGGAUGAGUACCAGUCAGAGAUCAUGAGGAUCAGCUUGAAUGAGGUCGGGGUGUGUCCCAAAUGCAGGCAUCAGAGUGGAUGCUAUAAGUGCGACAAAUGGAAAUGCCUAAGGUAUUUCAUGAGACAGGCACUUAAGCGAACAGGCAAGCCCAUUGAAAAACAAUUUCAAUGA
Messenger RNA from Cladocopium goreaui, 4260 nucleotides. The record is from the annotation of a GenBank genome assembly. NCBI's taxonomy places the organism in Eukaryota, Dinophyceae, Suessiales, Symbiodiniaceae.